AUGGUGGAGGAAGAACUUGAUAUAACUAUGUUUAAUGGCCUAUAUAGUCGUGUGGAUGUUGAUGUGUCCAGAGACGAACUAAGAAACUCAAGAUCAACAGUCCCUACUGAUGUAGAGCAAGAACCAGAUUAUGAAACUGAUGAUGAAGACUUAUUGUAUAGAACAGUUCAGUGGAUGAGGACUCUGUUCCCAGGAAAUGGUCAGUGGAUAGGAGGAGUUGGUAAAGGGUCCUUUUCUGCAGGUGUUGAGAAUGAGGCAGACGUAGAUGAUUUUGAUAAUGAGACAAUGCAUGGAGCUAUUGAGUCUAAUGAGGAGUGUAUUGGGAAUAAGGUAGGGUCUGAUGGGGAAGAAGAUAGAGAUGGGUUCCCUGAGUUCAACCCCAAAACUGAUAUGCAUAACCCUCAAUUUUGCCUAGGUAUGAAGUUUGCAACCCCAAAGAUUUUGAGAGCUGCAGUAAGAGAAAAAGCAAUUCAAAAAGGGUGGGAAGCAUUCUUUGUGAAAAGCGAUAGAGAUAGGAUAAAGGUGAUCUGCAAAGCUCAAAAUUGCCCCUUCGAGCUGUAUGCAUCUAAGAUGAAACAUGUCAACACUUGUGCUAGAGUGAAGGACAACAGCAUGAUUAGGGUACCAUACUUGACAGAGAAGUAUGCUGAGCAGAUUAAGCUCAACCCAGAUUGGUCAACAGAGGCUCUUGCACAAGCCAUGUCAACUGGGGUGAAGGUAAGAGUGUCAAACCAGCAGGCUUACAGAACAAAAAAGGCACCCUUGGCCCAUUUAGAAGCUGAUAUCAAGGAACAAUAUGCAAGAAUAAGGGACUAUGGGGAUGAGCUCAGAAGAGCAGAUCCAAAUACCACCAUUGACAUCAAGUGUGACUUCAGUGAAGGCCAGCUACCUGUAUUCAAGCAGAUGUAUAUUUGUUUAGGAGCACUUAAGAUGGGAUUUAGAGCUGGAUGUCGGUCAAUACUUGGCCUAGAUGGGUGCCACUUGAAGAGCUGCUAUGGAGGUCAACUACUUACAGCUAUGGGGUUAGAUGCAAAUAACACUGCCUGGGUGUUGGCCUAUGCCAUGGUAAAGUUGGGAAUACUGACAGCUAGACUUGGUUUUUGGACCUACUUGGGAUUUUGUGUUCGACACUUGUGGACAAACUUCAACAAAUUAUUUCCUGGAAAGGUGAUGAAGGAUCAGCUAUGGGCUUGUGCAGAGGCAACAACGAAGAACUUUUUUUAUCAAGGAAAUGGUCCUGAUGAACCAAUUGGAUCCUUCAGCAUGGGAAUGGCUAAUGCGCCUGCCAAGCACUGGUCUAGGGCACAUUUUGGAACACAUCGGAAGUGUGACAUCUUCUUGAAUAAUUUGUCCGAGAGCUUCAAUGCAUUCAUUGUACCAGCUAGAAAGAAGCCAAUUGUGAGUUGUUUUGAAGAAAUAAGGGUUAAGCUGAUGAGGAGAAUCCAAGUUAGGAGGGAUAAGAUGUUGAAACAUGAAGAUACAAUCUGCCCCAAACCUAGGGAGAUAUUGGAGAAAAACAAGGUCAAGGCUGCAACUGAUUUCAUACCUAGUGGAUCAGGUGGGCCACAAAUUGAAGUUGCAAGCAUAGGAGGCAGAAAGUAUGUGGUGAACCUUAAAGCCCACACUUGUGCAUGCAGAGGAUGGGAUUUAACUGGCAUCCCAUGUAAACAUGCUGUUUUAGCAAUACAUUACAUGAGACAUGCCCCAGAAGAGUAUGUGGAUCAGUGCUACUUGAAGAAGACAUGCAUGGCCAUUUAUGCCAACACAAUCAAACCUGUAAAUGGUAUGGAUUUGUGGUCUAAGAGUGUAGAACCCCCAAUCCUUCCCCCACAGUACACAAGGCAACCAGGGAGACCAAAGAUGAAGAGGAUGAAGGAUGCAGCUAAGAAGGAGGAAGCCAAUGGUGGAAUCAAGCUUGGCAGAGUUCAAAAGUCUCUUAAGUGCAGCAACUGUCAACAACUUGGUCACAAUGUAAAGACUUGUCAUAGACACUUGCCACCCAAGGAUAAGACCUCAACAAGUAGUGGGAAGAAGAGAAAGUUGGAUGCAUCCAAAACUGAAACUCAGGUAUGA
This is a messenger RNA of Rosa chinensis, 2073 nucleotides long. RefSeq lists its product as uncharacterized. Bases 1 to 2073 code for a protein of 690 amino acids. The transcript has 5 exons. Gene Ontology annotation, molecular function: zinc ion binding. The record is from RefSeq and is a predicted model, not a curated record. NCBI's taxonomy places the organism in Eukaryota, Viridiplantae, Streptophyta, Magnoliopsida, Rosales, Rosaceae.